CUGCACCAAUCCCUGAGGCGAUCUGAGGUCAAGUGACCAGGGAGUGGCGCUGACGAGGGGAGUAGCGCAGGCCCGAGGAGCAGCAGCAGCAACAAUAACAACAAUCACCGUCAACAUUACCACGACGUUAACAUCAACUCUACAAACAUCGCUCUUCCCCCCCUCACUCCUCUCCUUCCACUCUUCUUCACCCUCCUCGUCUCCGCCGGCGCCAUGUACUGCUGCGUGCCGCGCGUCGAGGACCGAUUCGAUGAGGUCGGCGCCAAAUAUGCGGUGUUCGUGGUUCACAUUAACGGGGUCCUGCACUGCCGAGUGCGAUACAGCCAGCUCCACGGGCUCCACGAGCUGCUGCGGCGAGUGUAUGGGACCCGGGAGCCACCAUUCCCUCCCAAGCGGCUCUUCGCGCUCUCUGACGCGCAGACCGAGGAGCGACGGAGACAAAUCGAGCAAUACCUGCAGUGCAUCAGCCAGGAUGAGGAGAUGUCAAAGAGUGAAUUGGUCACCUCUUUCCUUCGAAAAGCACAGCAGGAUACUUGGGAGGUGCACGAAGCACAAGUUGAGGUGCAUGUGGUAUUACCAAGUGGAGAGACUUCACCUGUAGUCAUCCCCAACACUUCCCCUACGCACAGCGUGCUGCAGGCUGUUGGUGUAGCUGUAGGGAUACCAGAUGAUCUGCUUCCCAAUUUUGGUCUCUUUUUGGGACACGCGGAGGGGGAAAGGCAGCUAACAUUGGUGCGGCGGCUGCAGGAGUUUGAGUUGCCUUUUGUAUCCGUGAUCAGCUCGCCCAUCAAAGGAUCCUGCCUGUUCCUUCGCACCAGCUACCUGGACAGGGAAUUGGACAAGUUCGUGAUGGCUGAUGCUGUAGGGCUCAAGCUUCUUUACCAACAGGCCGUAGCUGAUAUUAAACGAGGCUGGUGUGAAGUUGAUGCUGCACAGAAACAGAAACUUGCCGAGUUGCACAAGCAUGGCACAUUCGAGGAGUUUUUGCGAGUGGCGCAGUCGCUUCCGCAGUACGGCUGUGUGCGCCUGGACAAGUGUGAGUGCGACUGGCCUGAACCAGACAGCCGGGCUGCGGUGCGUGCCGGUGGUGGAGUUCUGGCUUGCCGCUCCACUCGCCCCGGUGGCCAGGGGACCACAGAGGAGGGUACCUUCAGGGUGACGCGCAUUCGCAGCUGGACCGUCACCAGCCGGAUCUUGGUAAGUGGUGAGGAAGGUGGUGGAACAGAGGGGGGCUCUGGCAGUGUUCUGGAACUGGCCUUCGAGUACCUGGUGCGACCCGAUACACUCCGUUGGAUCAAGCUACGCACGCAGCAGGCCAUUGCACUCAGCCUGUGCUUACAAACCAUGGUGAAUGAGAUCCUGCAGCAGCGAGCCGGGCGAGACAAGGAGAAGAUGAGUUCAGGAGCAGCAUCGGACAGCACCCAGAUAUCUGUGAAUGGAGCCAAAGACCCAAAGGUUAAUGGAGAGCACGCCCUCAUCAGACCAGCUCCGAGCAAACAUAUGGACUCCUCCUUGGGACUUUCACUCAGGCUGCCGGGAAUCAAGAAAGCUGACAACGUGCACAGCAAUGACGCAUUUGAGGGUAUAGGGGAAGAGGACCUUUAGCCACGUGACCUAGCCUGUGAUCUUCGGCGUGGGCCCUCUAGGGUAACAGAUGCAAGCACUAAGCGCUGACUUCUCGUCAGCAUUUACUUUGUUAAAAUAAUCAUUGUUUUCAUGUUUUUUUAAUCCAAAAGCUGCCUUUACGCAAACGAGAACAUAUCUGUUGAACUCCUUGUUGUGCUGUGAGUUGUGGUCUUAAGAGGGGCUUCCUGAACGUGUGAAGAGCUUGAAUUGCCCGUGGACAGAAAAAGACAAUUUGAAGACUUGUGAGCACUUAGCAAAUGCAUUGUGUGCUCACUGUUAGAGAGGAAGUUACAACAGUAGGCAGUGUGACUUCCAUUUGAGUUUAACACAAAGGAGUGUCCUGGACACAUUUCUUGUGUAAUUUUCACUACAUUACAAGCAUCUUCCAUCAUGCAUGAAUGUUGUGCUGAAAUUUUGGAAUUGAUUGGAAACUUCCAGCAAAUUGGAAGUGGUGCACUGUAAUUGAACCUGUAGGCCUCUGAGCAGGCAUUGAUGUCUUAAUGCCCAUUAAAGCCUCGUGUUUUUGCAGAGUGGGAUAGGUUGGGGAUUUAGCGCAAAUGCUCCCUAGAUUCUUCCCUACAAGGUUUACACACGUUUCAUUGACAUUCCUCUUCUAGAUCCUGUGCAAGUGCUCUUAACAGCAAAAAUUGACACAGGUGAAUGGAUGAAUGCCUGUGCCCACUGGUGCCUUAAUCACACUGAGUAGUGCUAGCUCCAACUUAACUAUUUUGAUGUUGGUUAUUAAUGAAAGAUGCAUUUUGUAAUAGAAAUUCACCAUUAUAGCUAUACCAAAUAAAGCAUUUCAAUAGCAUGUCGA
Petromyzon marinus (sea lamprey) is the source of this 2443-nucleotide messenger RNA. Its product is annotated as sorting nexin-17. NCBI's taxonomy places the organism in Eukaryota, Metazoa, Chordata, Hyperoartia, Petromyzontiformes, Petromyzontidae. The record is from RefSeq and is a predicted model, not a curated record. Gene Ontology annotation, molecular function: phosphatidylinositol binding. Gene Ontology annotation, cellular component: early endosome. Gene Ontology annotation, biological process: endocytic recycling; intracellular protein transport.